UGUUGUCACUAGUACAUCUUCGUAACAAAGCCCUCUUUGUUGUUGUUGUUGUUGUUGUUAAUGGAGGUUCCUCUCCCAAGUCAUUGUGGCUUCUUCUUCUUCCUCUUUAUUUAGAGCCCAAUUCAUCAACUUCUUCGUUUUUUCUAUACGACUCCUUAUUGCAAUCUGAGGAUUGCUGGAUUUGAAAUUGGCUCAAAUCUCUUCUUCACUUGGUCGACAUCAUAAAAGACGACUUUUGACUUGGUUUUAACUUCACUUCUCCGUUCAAAACUCUCUACCUUGUCCUAUUUCGAUCGAAUCAAUCGGCUUGUCUAAACGCACGCACACAACAAGCUACCUAUAUUUUCCUCCAGCAACGGACCUGUAUACAUUUCUGUCCUCUUUGUUAAGAUUCUGGAUCUUGAUGACUUUCAAGUUUGUGGAUUAUUUAGCGGUUUAAUACGGAUUACAUCUUCCUUGAAAUUGCACCUAAGUAGUGGAAUUGUUGUUAGCCUACUAAAGCUCAGAUAGGUGGUGGGUUAUUCCCUUUCAAUUUGAAUAGCUUGAGAAGGCUCUGUAAGCAUCUCCAUCUCAACUGCACCACUGAGAAGUUUCGCUCGGAUAUGUCAAAGACUCGAAUUUGCUUUGUUGAAAACUGAGGAGAUGGAAGUGAGUCGUUGUUUCUCUUUUUCGGACAAGUUUCUUCGAAAGUGUGUCUCAGAAGGAGCGUAUUGAGAUUCAAAUAUAUCUGCCUCAUCUGAGGAAGUUUGCUGUGGCUUGAAGUAUCAUCGUGCGGAGAUAAGGCUCAUCCUUUUGAUUCGAUUGAAAAUUGAAUUGUGCCACUCACUUGGUCAAUUAUGGAGUCAACAAAGGUUUGCAUGAACGCACUGUGCGGAGCGUCCUCGGCGUCAGGCGAGUGGAAGAAAGGCUGGCCUAUGCGAUCUGGCGAUUUGGCCUCUCUCUGCGAUAAGUGUGGGUCCGCAUACGAGCAAUCCAUUUUCUGUCAAGUGUUUCACGCCGAGGAAUCUGGUUGGAGAGAGUGUAAUUCAUGUGACAAGCGCCUUCACUGUGGAUGCAUUGCUUCCAGAUUUAUGAUGGAGCUUCUAGAUAAUGGCAGCGUUACCUGUAUAAGUUGCGCCAAGAAAUCCGCACUAUUUUCUAUGAAUGUCAGUCAAGAAUCCAAUGGUAGGGACUCCUCAUUUGCUUCAGCAGAGCAUGUAGGCAGUGUUCUUGAGAGGACAAAUCUUAAGCACUUGCUCGACUUUCAAAGGAUCGGCCCCACUCAAUCUUCUAUUCAAAUGAAACAAGAAGAAUCGCUGCUUCCUUCCAGACUAGAUGCUCUUAGACACAAAACUGAAAGGAAAGAAUUGCAGGAAUUAUCUGCACAGCCAAACUUGAGCAUUUCACUUGGACCUACGCUUAUGACAAGUCCAUUUCAUGAUGCUGUUAUUGAUGACAGAAGUAAGACUACGUCAAUUUUCCAACUAGCCCCUCGGUCCAGGCAACUGCUUCCAAAACCUGCAAAUUCAGCUCCCACUGCUGCUGGCAUGGAGCCUAAUGGGAGCCUGGUGUCACAGAUUCAUGUCGCUCGGCCUCCUCCAGAAGGUCGCGGGAAGACCCAAUUGCUUCCUCGUUAUUGGCCUAGGAUUACUGACCAAGAGCUGCAGAUAUUAUCUGGACACUCAAAUUCCAAAAUUAUUCCACUCUUUGAAAAAGUUCUGAGUGCUAGCGAUGCGGGUCGUAUUGGUCGACUGGUUCUUCCGAAAGCAUGUGCAGAGGCAUAUUUCCCCCCGAUUUCUCUACCCGAGGGUCUCCCGUUAAAAAUACAAGACAUAAAAGGGAAAGAGUGGGUGUUCCAGUUCAGAUUUUGGCCUAAUAAUAACAGCAGGAUGUACGUUUUGGAGGGUGUGACUCCUUGCAUACAGUCCAUGCAGUUGCAAGCUGGUGACACUGUAACGUUCAGCCGUACAGAACCUGAAGGAAAACUUGUAAUGGGAUACCGUAAAGCGACAAACUCUACAGCAACACAGAUGUUCAAGGGAAGCAGUGAACCCAAUCUAAACAUUUUUUCCAACAACUUGAAUCCGGGAUGUGGUGACAUCAGCUGGUCUAAACUAGAGAAGGCUGAGGACAUGGGAAAGGAUAAUUUAUUUCUUCAGUCGUCACUAACUUCGUCUAGGAAACGGGUUCGGAACAUUGGGAGUAAGAGCAAGCGUCUGCUCAUUGAUAGCGUUGAUGUUCUGGAAUUGAAAGUAACUUGGGAUGAGGCACAGGAACUGAUGCGGCCGCCCCAAUCCGCCAAACCCAGCAUUAUUACGCUGGAAAAUCAAGAUUUUGAAGAAUAUGACGAACCACCGGUUUUCGGGAAGAAAACUGUUUUUGUGGCACGUCAAACAGGGGAACAAGAGCAAUGGGUGCAGUGUGAUGCUUGUGGGAAAUGGCGACGGCUGCCUGUGGAUACUCUUCUUCCACCAAAAUGGUUGUGCUCCGAUAAUCACUUGGAUCCUGCCAGGUCUUCAUGUUCUGCACCUGAUGAUCUCUCUCCAAGAGAACAGGAUACACUAGUCCGGCAAAGCAAAGAGUUCAAAAGGAGGAGACUGGCAGCAUCAAACGAAAAGCUAAACCAGUCGCAGGAGGCAUCUGCUGUGGAAACUUUAGCAAAUGCAGGUAUCACCACGACUGGUGAACAAGGGGAAAUCGCAGUUGCAGCGACGACCAAGCACCCAAGACACCGGGCAGGGUGUUCGUGCAUCGUCUGUAGCCAACCGCCGAGCGGAAAAGGCAAACACAAGCCGACAUGCACUUGCACAGUAUGCGAGGCAGUGAAGAGGCGGUUUAGGACGCUCAUGAUGCGGAAGAAAAACAGGGGAGAGGCAGGACAGGCAAGCCAGCAGGCACAGUCGGAGAGCAGAGACGAGACAGAAGUGGAGAGUAUUCCAGCGGCUGAGGCAGCGUCAGGGGAUAAUAUUGACUUAAACUCAGACCCGGGGGGUUCCCGAGUAAGCAUGAUGGGCCUUCUUCAAGCUGCAGCUUUUCCUCUAGAGGCAUAUCUGAAACAAAAGGCUAUUUCCAAUACAGGAGGAGAACAGCAAAGCAGUGAUAUGGUAAGCACAGAGCACGGAUCGUCCUCAGCGGCACAAGAGCAGGAGAAAGACACAAACGGAGUUCAUGAGCCUGUAAGCUAAACUCCAUGAGUAUUUUAUUCUUCGUAGCCUAGGUGUGUUUAUUAUUUAUACAAACUUGUUCGGUUUCGUCCCAAAUUGGUAGAGUGGUUACGACCAUUCUGCUAAUUGUCAGACCGAAGAAGUGAGGAGUUUAUUGUUUACUUUAUGUUUUUCUUUUUCUUUUUGGGUGUGUUUUGGUUGGUGUGGUGAGGCUUGAGAGUGACAAAAAGAAAAAGGAUGGGAAUCUUGAUGGCAUUUUGGAAAUUCCAUAGGACAGCUAACAUGAUAAUCAUAUCCUCUGGUAUCGACGAUUGGUAGUAAUAUACUAUA
Molecule: messenger RNA, 3473 nt
Organism: Capsella rubella
Lineage: Eukaryota; Viridiplantae; Streptophyta; Magnoliopsida; Brassicales; Brassicaceae
Product: B3 domain-containing transcription repressor VAL2
Exons: 17
Coding region: 837-3164 (775 amino acids)
Molecular function (GO): zinc ion binding; DNA binding
Source: RefSeq, a predicted model, not a curated record